Messenger RNA from Darwinula stevensoni, 1287 nucleotides. Lineage: Eukaryota; Metazoa; Arthropoda; Ostracoda; Podocopida; Darwinulidae. The record is from the annotation of a GenBank genome assembly.
AUGUUCAUCAUCGCGGUAAUCGUAUCCAUCGAGACGAGGAAUCCAGACGACUCCGGAGGACGCUCGAGGACGCUCGUCCGAGGAGACCCCUCGUACAGUAGCUCAGUCUUCCCGUUCGGGCUCCGGGUCGACCCGAUCGAUCGAAACCAGACUCGCGGGUCGGCCGGUGAAGUUCGUUCGGCAGCCGGAUCGAGGGUCGGGAGUCGAGCGAGGACCGACCGGGCUCAGAGGGCCGACCGCGUCGAGGGUGGGAACGGCGAUCGGCAGCAAUUCACGGAAGCCUUAAUGGAGCUCCGACACGAGGCAUCGAUCGAUCUCUCCGCCGUUCGGGCCGAGAAAUGCCGGCUGCGAGGUUACGAACUUCCGAGCGGAAUCGAGGAGGACGACUAUUUUACUAUUUUUUUCUUCUCCCCCAACGACGUGGCAAUCGAAGCGGGUGGGUGGACGAAUGGAUGGAGGUGUGACGAAGUAGGAGGAGGGAGGAUGCGAGAGGAUAUAAAAGGGGACGGGACGCUGGCAGAGUCUACUCCAGCAGCCGGCCUCCAUCUUCCAACAUCCCCUUUCUUCCUCUCAUUCUUCCACCGACGACCGGGUGCAAAUGGGAUGUUUUACAAGUGGCAAAGGAUGAACUUGGACGCUCUCGGGACGCUGGCCGUCCUCGUAGUUGCCUGUGCCCAGGCAACGGCUGUGAUUCGUCCUCACUCCCCCUUCCAAGACGUCCUGGAUAUACCCCAUCCCAACGAUGUAUUCGUACAAGAAGAGAAGAAACCGGUUGGACACCAUCAGUACGUGAGGGCUUGCGGGGACGGCCUCCUGGAUUUGCUCAUUCGACUCUGCGAAGGGAACGUCUCCGUCGCCAAGAAAAACAUCGAUUCAUGGGAUAGGUACAGGUGGGACCAUCUGGGGAUGGGUCUCAUCCCGCGGACCGGUGGAGAAGGAAUGGUGAAACGCCAAGACGGGAUCGUGACCAUGUGUUGCUGGCAUGCCUGCAGCGUCGAGGAGCUCAUGCAGUUCUGCGGGUAACGGCCAACCGACCCUUCUGCUCGUUCUCCGACUUUUCCCCCUGUCGUCGUCGUUACGCAGUACCUAUAUCUUUGUGAUCAUCACCCUCCCCGACAUGCAUGUAACAUAAACCUUCCUUUCUUUCUUUCCUCGAUCGGUUCGAUUCUUCAAUCUUUUGCUGACGUAUUCCAACUCUUGUUUGCACGACUACCGUGCGCACCAAACCGGCUUUCCAAGCCCAACUGGCCAUUGGGAAAUAAAGUUUCUCUGAAACUUCGACGUUGC